This is a messenger RNA of Colletotrichum abscissum, 981 nucleotides long. Its product is annotated as MED6 mediator sub complex component. The record is from RefSeq and is a predicted model, not a curated record. Gene Ontology annotation, biological process: regulation of transcription by RNA polymerase II. Gene Ontology annotation, cellular component: core mediator complex; mediator complex. NCBI's taxonomy places the organism in Eukaryota, Fungi, Ascomycota, Sordariomycetes, Glomerellales, Glomerellaceae. Gene Ontology annotation, molecular function: transcription coactivator activity. The coding region runs from base 1 to 981 and encodes 326 amino acids. The transcript is spliced from 2 exons.
AUGGCCAACCCAAACGACCCGCCCCUGGACGAGAUCCAAUGGCGCGCCCCCGAUAUCGCGGCCUCGAUGCAGGGCAUCCACUCCAACAGCGUGCUCUUCUACUUUGCCGAGUCGCCCUUUUUCGACCGCCAGUCCAACAACGCCGUCAUCACGAACCAGGCCAUGUUCAACCCGGCCUUACUCAAGAACCUCGCCACGCGCGAGGCGUUCGAGAGCGAGCUCGACAAGAUGGCCGGCCUCGAGUUCAGGGUCCUGCACGCGCCCGCCGACAUGGUCAUGGGCACGGGCGUGUGGACGAUUGUGAAGCAGACGAGGCAGAAGAACCUCGACCGCGGGCGCAUGGAGACGAAGCCAUUGGCGUAUUACUUUGUCGUCGGCGAGAAUAUCUAUCAGGCGCCGACGCUGGGCGAUCUUCUCAGUUCGAGGAUUGAAUCAAUUGCCGAAUCAAUGAGAAAGGUUCUUCCCGCGACCGACAGCGUACGCAAGUGGACGCCCUCCCUAGGCCACGUCUACACCCAACCGACGCCCCCCUCAGCCCUCGCCCGCGCGAAAGAUGGAGCGGCAGCGGCAGCAGCAGACACACCCGCCGCCGAAGGCGCAACGAACGGCAGCAAGACCUCGGCGGGCGGCAAAACAGGCAGCAACAGCAAAAAGGACUCGACGGCCAACGCGUUGGACAGGCUGGCGGAGGAGUCCUUUGCGAUCCAUAUGCGCCACGGCGGCGACUACUUUGACGAGAAUCCGAUCACGGGCAGGCCCGGCGACUUCCACUUUGCAAGCACGGGGCGCAAGGACAAGAUUGCGCCGCCGCCUCCGCCAUCGUCGGCACAGCCCAAGCCGGUGAUUAAUACUAAGUUGGCGGAGGAGGCCAAGAAGGAGGGUAAGGAGGGCAAGAGUCCCAAGACGCCCAACGGACCGAAGCCGAAGAGAAAGAAGAGCAAGAUUGCGACGCCGGCUACGACGCCUGGCCCGUCUUCGUGA